CUGGUCCACAAUUGAGGAUUGGCUGAGUGGAGCGAGAUGAGGACACGAAUAGUCGCAUUUGCCCUGCUGGCUUUUUGUCAGCUCCAUCUCCAGCAGAAUGGAGGAGUACUGGGACAAAAGUACUAUAUGAAUUUUGCCUUCAAUAACAACAAUCCGGAUGGGGGCACCAGUGACGACACUGGUGGCGGUGGCGGUGUUGGUGGUGGCAUUCCCGGCCAACCUGGCAGCCCAGACUCUCAUGAAUCACAUGAAGCAGCUGCUUCACAAGACACCGGCGGUGGCAGCGACCAUAGCAAGGGCGCAUCACCAGGGAGUAAGAGCGAUAGCGAUAAGGAGGAAGACAAAAGUCACGAAGAAGAAGAGAAUAGCCAUGAAGACAUGAAAGAGUCGGAUGAGGAGUCUCCUAGGGAACCGCCUCCGGGAACUGAUGACGAUGACGACGACAGUGACAGUAAAGAUCCUCCCGGGCGACGUGAGAGGGAACGACAACAAGAGGAGAAUGUUGCCAGACGCACUGGAGACCACAGUCAUCAUAGCAGCUAUGAGAUCAGUAUCGAUGACAGUUUUGGUGGCCGAUAUGUGCGUUCCAUCUACGAGAGCAGCGAGAGUCAUGGCCAUUCCGGUAGCAACGGCGGCUCUGGCAGUGGCGGUGCCAAGUCGAAAGCCGAUUCCGGCGCGAGUACUGAACUGGACAGAGAGGCCAACAAGGCUCAGGACAUCGACAUACCCAAGCAGAGAACAUUAACAGAGAAUGACUAUGAGGAAUUCAAUGAUGAUGUCUAAGUGGUCUGGUCAAGGUUAUAGGAUUGUGGGCAGAUUAGGCAACUUAAAAUGAAUAAUAAAUUUGAUGAAUAAAAAGAAACUAAUAAUAUUUAAGUUUACGUUAAUUCGAUUGAA
Messenger RNA from Drosophila willistoni, 897 nucleotides. RefSeq names its product accessory gland protein Acp32CD (gene Acp32CD). The record is from RefSeq and is a predicted model, not a curated record. The coding region runs from base 37 to 783 and encodes 248 amino acids. The transcript has a single exon. Lineage: Eukaryota; Metazoa; Arthropoda; Insecta; Diptera; Drosophilidae.